ACAUGUUGCCAAUGCUGGGAAGAGUAAUUGCUAAUAAAUAGAAAAUUUGAAUGGUCAGUUCGGCAUUCUGCUGAGAGCCUCCGAGUUGUGGGCUUCGAUUUUCACCCAGAGCCGAUUGACACCAAUUCCACCUGGAAGAUCAACAAGAAUACUCAGAGUUGCAUCAAUUGCGUGUGAUUUAUUGGCCAGUGAUUUUAGCCGUUUUGUGCGUGUUUGUUUGUUCUGUGAUAUUAAAUUGUGAAAAUUGUGAGCAGCUCAAGAAAGGAGGAGAAAAAUGCUCAAGUGCAUCAUAUUUAUUUCAUCACUGGCACUGGUGAGCGCCGCCUCGAAGUACUACGACGGGGAGAACAGACCUUAUGAGUUCGGUUUCAACAUCGAGGGAAAUCAGCACCGGCACGAGAAGAAGGACGAGAACGGCAUCAUCAUGGGCGAGUUCGGCUUCAUCACAGCUGAUAACGUCUAUCACGUCACCGUUUACGCCACAGACGCCGACGGACACUUUAAGAUCAUCUCCAUGAAGAACAUUCGGCUGAUGAGCGAACCAAUGGCCAAGAACAUCGCCUCUGCAAUCGCCACGAUGAGAUCCAACUUUGAAUCCUCGAGUCCGCAGCCGCGUCAGCUUGAUUUGGACACUUUGGACAUCACGACGACGCCACAACCCUUUGUGAUCCACUCGACAGCGGCGCCAGCGAGGGAACUGGAAGUGAUGCUGGAUUUGACAACCCCAAAGGCCAGUGACAUCAAAUCCUGCUCCAACUGCAAGAUUCCAGAGCCUCCAGCGCCUGCUGUUCAACCUCAAAAUCAACCCUUGAGUCCCUCCUUCAGCCCCAAUUUGGGCAGAUCCUCUGUGCCGCCUCAAAUGCCACCGCUCAUGAGUGUGAUGGGAAGAUUCCAGUCAACGAAUCCUCAAGUUCCAAGUCAAGCUCCCUCCCUUGGUCCUUCCAAUCUCAACCUGAUGGGAAAUUUCCAGUCAAUGAGUCCUCAAGUUCCAAAUCAAGCUCCUUCCCUUGGUCCUUCCAAUCUCAACCUGAUGGACGAGAACUCCUUUGACGCAGGACAAGGGCAAGACCAGAAUCAGGAUCAGGACAUUCCGCCAAGCUCUGAUCUCUCUCCGCCUCUGGCCACAUCCCAGCCAGCUCAGCAGCCGGCCAAGGAGGACUACUCCUCAGCCGUGAAUGCACUGCCCGAGGGAAGAUCCCUGGCUGACGAUUUCCCCGCGACUUUGACACCGGAGGUCAAAGUCGACGGUGCUUCACCCGAAGACAUGCCCAUCGAGAGCGUUAUGGCGCGAUUCAAAGGCGUGGAAGUACCGCGAAAGCAGCCUGAAGAGCAGCAAUACUACUCGCCGCAGCCGAGAACAUCACCAGACAGUGGAGACAGCGACGCAGACAUGGAGCAAAUGCUGCAGGGUCUCCUCUAUCUCUUCAACUACACCGCUGGCUACCACGGACACAACGAGCAGGGCGAUCGCGAGGGCAACAAGGAAGGUGAAUACUACUUCGUGGACAGGGAUGGCUACCGCAGGAGCACAGAAUACCGAGCCAAUCAGUUUGGCUAUCAACCCAAGUUCAAGCUGGAGAAGGUGCCGGAAGAGGAAACGCCCAGGGAAGAGACGGAGAAGGAAGCGGGACUAAAAGGAUACGAAUUCAAGUGGUUCUACUUGUAAUUAUUAGCCAGCGAAAAGGGGAGAAAAGAUGCGUUUUUCGGUUUGAAUGUAUAAA
Molecule: messenger RNA, 1721 nt
Organism: Phlebotomus argentipes
Lineage: Eukaryota; Metazoa; Arthropoda; Insecta; Diptera; Psychodidae
Exons: 4
Coding region: 275-1666 (463 amino acids)
Cellular component (GO): chitin-based extracellular matrix
Molecular function (GO): structural constituent of chitin-based larval cuticle
Source: RefSeq, a predicted model, not a curated record